UUUCCCCGCGUGUGCGGACAGCGGGAGGCAGGACUGGGAGUGCCUUGGCCAAGGUCACUCGGGUGGGACGGGAGAGGCGCCCGAACUCAGGGCUCGGCGCCUGGAGGAGGGCUGCCGAUCGGCCUCGGGGGCCGCCCUCGCCCGGCUUGAGGUUCCUGUCGGAUGCUUUCUGUUGACCCUCGGGGAGAGCGUCCCGGGAGAAAGUGGUGUCAGGUUGAAAGCGCCCUGCCGGCCGUGGUCCUCCGCCUGUGCUAGAUCCCUGCGCUGCCCCGACACCCCAGCAGAGCCUUGACACAGGGCCGAGGAAAUUCAGAAGGCUGGCGUGCUGUCUGGGGCCAAGUCCCGAGGACAGUGUAAUGUUCAAGCUCAGAAAUGCCUUAUGUGGAUCGACAGAAUCGCAUUUGUGGUUUUCUAGACAUUGAGGAAAAUGAAAACAGCGGGAAAUUCCUUCGACGGUAUUUCAUCCUGGAUACCAGAGAAGACAGUUUUGUAUGGUACAUGGAUAAUCCACAGAACCUUCCUUCAGGAUCAUCACGGGUUGGAGCCAUUAAACUUACCUACAUUUCAAAGGUUAGCGAUGCAACUAAGUUAAGGCCAAAGGCAGAGUUUUGUUUUGUUAUGAAUGCAGGAAUGAGAAAAUACUUCCUACAAGCCAAUGAUCAGCAAGACCUAGUGGAGUGGGUGAAUGUCUUGAACAAAGCUAUAAAAAUUACAGUACCAAAGCAGUCAGACUCACAGCUGGCUUCUGACAGCCUGAGUCGCCAAGGUGACUGUGGCAAGAAGCAAGUGUCUUACAGAACUGACAUUGUUGGUGGUGUGCCCAUCAUCACUCCAACUCAGAAGUGGAGAUGGGAGUUACAUGUUAUACUUUGUAGCAGGAUAUCUCAGAAAGAAGAAGUAAACGAAUGUGGCGAAAGUGUUGAUAGAAACAAUUUGAAACGGUCACAAAGCCAUCUUCCUCACUUUGCUCCUAAACCACCUCCAGACAGUGCAGUUAUCAAAGCUGGGUAUUGUGUGAAACAAGGAGCAGUGAUGAAAAACUGGAAAAGAAGAUAUUUUCAGUUGGAUGAAAACGCAAUAGGCUACUUCAAGUCUGAACUGGAAAAGGAACCUCUGCGGGUAAUCCCACUUAAAGAAGUUCAUAAAGUCCAAGAGUGCAAGCAAAGUGACAUAAUGAUGAGGGACAACCUGUUUGAAAUUGUAACGACGUCUCGAACUUUUUAUGUGCAGGCUGAUAGCCCUGAAGAGAUGCAUAGUUGGAUUAAAGCAGUCUCUGGCGCCAUUGUAGCACAGCGGGGACCUGGCAGAUCAGCAUCUUCUGAGCAUUCCGGCUGUCAUUCAGAAUCCAAAUACAUUGUCCGUCCUGCCGGGGCAGCAGCAGCCACCUCACAUUCCCCAGCCUCUCGCAGCCACUCUUUGGUCUCAAGCUAUACCAUGGAGAAGCGAGGAUUUUACGAAUCUCUUGCCAAGGUCAAGCCAGGGAACUUCAAGGUCCAGACUGUCUCUCCAAGAGAACCAGCUCCCAAAGUGACUGCCCAAGCUCUGCUCAGACCUCAAAGUAAAAAUGGCCCUCAGGGAAAAGAUGGUGAGCCAGUGGACUUAGAUGACGCCAGCCUGCCAGUCAGUGAUGUGUAAGGUGGGAGCAUGUGGUCUGCCCGCCCGCUCGCCCCUCAGUGUCCUUUCAUGAGGCUUCCAGCCAAAGAUGACAGAGGUGAAUGAUUCAUGCAUAUACUAAUACUGCCUCUUGGGUGCACUCUAUACGCUGGCAAACCAAGAAUCUAAGGAGUGGCCAAGUUAAGAAAGGAAGAAAAAAGCUACGUCCAUAUUGACUGUCUGAAGCUUUAUAUGUAUGGGUGGUAGAAAUGUGUGUGAUUUUUUUUUUUUUCCUGUUGACUUUGAAAUUUUAAAUAACAAUUUAAAACAUUAAAAUUACUUUAAAAAAUGCUAAUAUGACUCCCUAUGAAAUAUUCAAUAUUUACACAUUCCUGUCAGCUAACAUUAUCAAAUGGGACAUUGCCAGACAAAAAAUUCUCAAACUCAUGAUGUCUGUGGUGCUGCAAAAUUUAUAUUGCAAUGUGGACUGUUUAGAAAUUCUAACCAUUUUUGAUAUUCUGGUUAUUCAGGUGAGUGGCAAAUUUUGCAUAAAAGAUUUGAUUAGACUGUUGGUGCAGAUGGGGGCAUAACAGGGGUAGCAAAAGGGAGAGAUUGGAGUUCAGCUAUAACUAAGAUUGUUUGGGUUUUUUUUUUGUUAGUUUGUUUGUUUGUUUUGGAGACAGGUUUUCUCUGUGGCUAUGGCUGCCCUAGAACUUGCUUUGUAGACUGGGCUGCCCUUGAACUUGUGAUUCUCCUGUCUUUAUUGCCUCGCAAAUUAUAGGCCUGUGUCACUAACAUGCAGCCUGAGACACUUGUUUUAAAAGUUUUAGGACCUGCACCUAUCAGUAUUUUAUUUCAGUAAAAAUUAUUUGGUCAUAAAUGUUGGGAAUAUCUGAUUUUUUUUAAAUCAAAAUUUGUAAAUAGAUCUUAUUUCUGAAUUUGGAUCAGUGAAAGACCUCAGUUCUUAUGUGAAGUCAUAACUGCCCUUAUUCAUGAAAUCGUUGUGGCCUCUACCUUUCCAUCAUUAAUAACCCGUUCAAGUGCCUGUGUCUUCUCAUCUCAUUUAGGAUUGUUCUCUGAAGUCCUACAUGAUUGGCUUUAAAUGUUUGAAUAAAUUAAUUUCAGUAGCAUAGUUUGAUAUGUUAAAUAAGAUAGCAUUUAAUGUCAGAGACACCAGAAUGUUGGUGUUCUACUACCUGUGCAAUAUUAAUGUCUUGAAAAGCAAAUCUGAGUAUGCAUUUAACUGUGGGGAUAUCAUAAAUAGAAGCACCUCUCUAAAGAACCCAGUUUCUGCUGUUGAAUGAUAGAAUGGCUUGAGCGAGUGCUGUUUUGUGGUGAAGUGUUUGCUUUCCCCAGGCUGCUGCUCUAUGAUAUUUCCAAUUUCACACUUUUGUUUUGGAGUCAUGGUUAUCAGUGUUUUGCUUUUUUUGUUCUAAGACUGCUUGUUAGAGGAGGAGGAAUCUGCUGCAGUGGUGGGUUUAGGGGUUAAGAUGUGCUCUUUAGUUGCCCAGCACAAGAACACACCAUUCGCCUUUUGUAUUCAUAAGCUAAUAUGUUAGAGCUCUGUGAAAACCACAGGACAAGGUGUUUAAGCAGUAAGUACCCUUCUGCUGCCAUGUUCAUUACCCAGGCUCUUUUGGAAGUUCCUUUUUCAUGAACAUACCUAGGAACCCUUGUAUAGACACUUGGCAGCAUUGAUGAGCCUGGCACUGUUUUCUUUGGUACAGCAUCCACAGUGCACGUUCAUUUUAGCAUAUUUUGGUAUUGGUAAUUUGAUAUAUUUCAUGGUGGUAAAAUUAUUAGCUCUAUUUUGGAACUUUUUAUAUAGAAUUACCUUUAUUCAAAAGCAUAGGACUAUGUUCUUGUGAUUGUCAGGAUCUCCUAAUAUUUUAGUUCUUUUGUAAGCUUAUGGAAAUUAUUUAAUUAUUUUAAAGCAUACUUUCUUGUAAAUAUGUCACAUCUGAAGUGUCAACAGUUACUUUGAAUACUGUAAUAUUUGCUUCGGUUUUUUUCUGUGUGUAUAAUAUAUCUCCUUUCAGAAUGGGAAUGUGCCUCCUGAUGUCUACUGUUACACCUGUUAUCUUUAUAUGUCCAAUUGUUUGAACACUGUAAUGACUUGAGAAUAAACUGCUCAGAAUUCAUUUUAACUUAA
Meriones unguiculatus (Mongolian gerbil) is the source of this 3745-nucleotide messenger RNA. It is a transcript of the gene Plekha1, whose product is annotated as pleckstrin homology domain containing A1. Gene Ontology annotation, molecular function: PDZ domain binding. Gene Ontology annotation, cellular component: membrane; cytoplasm. Lineage: Eukaryota; Metazoa; Chordata; Mammalia; Rodentia; Muridae. The coding region runs from base 373 to 1635 and encodes 420 amino acids. The record is from RefSeq and is a predicted model, not a curated record. The transcript has 13 exons.